Molecule: messenger RNA, 1211 nt
Organism: Rubroshorea leprosula
Lineage: Eukaryota; Viridiplantae; Streptophyta; Magnoliopsida; Malvales; Dipterocarpaceae
Source: the annotation of a GenBank genome assembly
GAAAAUUUUUCCUUCAUUUUCCCUCAAAAUAAAAUAAGAAACAGAGCUUUUGAAGAUUAAGGUGUCAUGAAUGACUGGCAUUUUCUCUCAUUUCUUCCUAGUAACCCCAUGGUCCCCAGCAGCAGACUUACACAUAAAACGCUUAAAUCAGAAUGGCAGUGUAGGAAUUUCACACACUUUUCAGGGGAGUUCCCUCCCACACUGAGAAAGCAGAACACUCAGAAUUCCAUAAACCCGCUAACCAUGGCCAUUACAGGAACCCAUCCUUGCCGCUUCCACUGUCGUGGGUUCUCCCCACAUUAUUCAGUAAAUGGAGCGGUGAUUGUGUCGGAGGCGUCAGUGGCAGAGUCUGGGUUCCUCGAGGGACCUCUGACUAGGGUGGAUUUGCGGGAUGGAUACACUGCGGUGAAGUGGGCUUCCGCAACCGAGUUUGUUACCGGUUGCUAUGGUUUUGGGAUUCAGUGGUGGGAUCAGAGGAGGACCGGUGGCCCAGUUACUCAGUUUAAGGGGAAUUGGUCUCAGGGCAAAACUUCUGGCAUUGUACACUCUGUUGACAUUCCUCCAUCAAGGAAGCACACUUGUCUUGCAGGAGGCUCUUCAAGAAUUGUAUUUGCCUUGGAUCUUCGGAUACCACAACAGCCCAUCAGUCUUUCUGGCACUGAGACAGGUGGGGCUACAAUCCAUUUAUUAUCUGAAAGCAAGGUUUGGGAAGUUCAGUAUGAUUGCUACAUGAGGUCUUCAAAUAUUAGCAACAUCUCAUCUUCAAGGAUCCUUUCUGUUAUGAUGUGUUCAGAAGGUGGUAUCCUUGCAGUCGUGGAACAAGGUGAAGAACCUAUCGAGCUUUUGGCAGAACCCUGUGCAAUCAACAGCUUUGACAUUGAUCGACAGAACCCUUCUGAUGUGAUAUGUAGCUUGGAGUGGGAGUCUAUAGCCAUCCUGACUAGGCCAGGAUAUCAAGAAAAGAACACGAAGAAUUGAAUCCAAAGCCAAAAUCUUUUGAACCGAUUCACUUAAGGAGGGAUCUUCUCCUGGCCAUGUGGUUCCAUAAUUGGAUGCAGUUGGUGUUGCACCCUUCAUGAAGGUGAAUGGAGCAACUUCCUUUCCUUUUUUUUUCCUUCGAUCUAUGUAACACUGAUGUUUAUAUAAUCUUGCAUGAGUGAAAACGGGAAUGGUGGAAUGGAUGAUAAUAUUAAUCAACCAGGGUUUUGUAG